Messenger RNA from Brassica napus (rape), 1402 nucleotides. Its product is annotated as adenylylsulfatase HINT1. Gene Ontology annotation, biological process: purine ribonucleotide metabolic process; sulfur compound metabolic process. Gene Ontology annotation, molecular function: adenylylsulfatase activity. Gene Ontology annotation, cellular component: cytoplasm. NCBI's taxonomy places the organism in Eukaryota, Viridiplantae, Streptophyta, Magnoliopsida, Brassicales, Brassicaceae. The record is from RefSeq and is a predicted model, not a curated record.
UGAUAAUGGAAGAUAUGGUUCUUAAUCAGGGGAAGGAGGAGUCGGCUCUUAGUGGACACCUGUCAACACAAGGUCUGAAGAACCUCAACACACACAGGUGGUCGAAGAAGAAACAAGAGAGAGGAAGAUCACACAAGGUCUGUUAAGUCAUGCGAAUUCUUGCUGCUCGCCUCGCUAACCAUUUUCGCAGAGGAAGAAAUGGGUAUCUUCGAUCUCAGGACUUCUCCUCGUUGACCAAGAAAGAGGAUCUUACAUUCGAGGAAGAAGCUGAGAGGAAGAUAGGAUGGAUGCUGAAGCUUUUCUUUGCUGGGACAGCAACAUAUGUUGGGUACCAGUUCUUCCCUUAUAUGGGCUUUUAUAGGGGAAUUGCUCCUGGAGUCACUGGAUCUCUAGCCACUGGAGCAACUUACUUUGGUGUUAUUGAGUCCACAAAGAAAUGGAUUGAAGAGUCUCAUACCAACUUAGGCGGGCACUGGGUACACUUUAUUGCAGGAGCUAUUGGUAUGGUAUCUACUCUCCUCUCUCGUUCAUCUGAUCAAUAAGUUGGUGGUAAAGAUAGGAGGACAACGUAUGUUCACUCAUGUAGAAGCUGACUUUGAAUGCCAAUAAAUCAGACAUUUCAAUGUUAUGUGAUGAUUUAAACUAUGGAUAUCGUGGGUCUGUAAAAGAUAAGAUUGCGGUUUUGAGCAAAACCGCACAAGGGAAAGGUUACAAGAAUUGCUGAAGGCAUAUGAAGCAACAUCAAAAGUUGUCAGACAAAAGUGUGCAUGAUGUGGCUGGAGAUCAUUGGUUGGAAUAAAAAACAGAAUGGCGGGAUGAAGUGGUUGCAGCGACGUGGAUGCUACAUGAACCAUCGUGUUGCGUUGCUCUCUUCUCAUUUCUCACCCUUCUCCGUCGUUAUGGCUUCCGAGAAAGAGGCUGCUCUAGCCGCCAUUCCUUCCGAUUCUCCGACCAUUUUUGACAAGAUCAUCAGCAGAGAAAUUCCACACCACGUGGUUUAUGAGGAUGACAAUGUCUUAGCAUUUAGGGACAUAAGGCCCCAGGGACCCAUUCACAUCCUUGUCAUACCAAAAGUGAAGGAUGGCUUAACUGGUCUCUCUAAGGCUGAGGAGAAUCUCGACAUCUUGGGCCGCCUUCUCUACGUUGCCAAGCUUGUAGCAAAACAAGAAGGCCUAGAUGACGGUUUCAGAAUUGUGAUCAAUGAUGGUCCACAAGGCUGUCAAGCGGUGUAUCACAUUCAUGUUCAUGUUAUUGGAGGACGCCAAAUGAACUGGCCUCCUGGAUAAAAAGAUCUCAUCUACUAGUGACUGUUGUCCUGGUUAUAAGAGGAACCGUCAGAGUUUGCUAUUGUGAGUAUUGUCUUCUGUCUUUACAAAAUAAAAAGCUUGGGACAUUUUGACCA